Molecule: messenger RNA, 2289 nt
Organism: Acaulospora colombiana
Lineage: Eukaryota; Fungi; Glomeromycota; Glomeromycetes; Diversisporales; Acaulosporaceae
Source: the annotation of a GenBank genome assembly
AUGUCGACCCAGGACACUCAGGACUUUAUUCCAAUAAUUCAAGAUGAAUCAACUGCUGACGACAAUAUCGCUUCUCCAACACGUGGAAAAACCAAUCUUUUUGUUCGCAAGAUUCCACAUGAUGCUACCGAUUUAGAAUUCGAAACCUUUUUUUCUGUAAUAGGGCCAAUACGUUCAUGUUUCCUCGUGAAGGGGGCUAGAGAUUCCAAUUCAAGCAUUACACCUUCAGAUCCCGAAGAAUCUAAUUCCACCCCUCGAAAUGGGGAAAAGUUAGAAAAGGACAUGAAAAACCGCGGCUAUGGGUUUGUCAAAUACGUGAUAAGUCAAGACGCGGAGCGCGCAUUGCAAGAGUUAAAGACGGUCAAAUUCAGAGGCACUCAUACUUUAGAAAUAGAAUUCGCUUUAAAAAAACACGAAAAACCUUCAAUCGUUGAAACAAAUAAGAAGAAAAUGGGUCAUUCGAACGCGGAAAAAAAAAGAAAAUUAGGAAAUAAGUAUUCGAACAAGGUCGAAAACACGAGUAGAACAAUCUUGAUCCAAGGAUUACCAAAGGAUUUGACCAGAAAGAAGUUAUAUAAAAAAGUCCGGAAGUUCGGUGACGUCGAGGAUAUAAUAUUUCCCUGCGAAGGGCAUGAAAUUGCCCAUAUAAUCUUCAAGACGACCAAGGAUUCCGUGAACGCAUUGAAUCAUUUGGAUGAACACGUAUUUCACGGAUCCAAGAUGAGUGCGAAAUUAUUGAAUACAGAGGUAAAAGACAAGUCCAAUUCAUUUGAUAAAAAAUCAAGAAUAAUCAUUCGCAAUGUCCCCUGGGAGUAUCGUGAGCAAGAUUUGUUAAAAAUUUUCUCGGCACAUGGAGAAGUAGUCGAGGUAAACUUGCCGCGUAAAUAUAAGGGAGGUCCGUUACGAGGAUUUGCAUACGUACAAUAUAAAAACAUAGAAGAUGCCGAAAAAGCAAUUAACGAGUUAAAUGAAACCGAGCACCAUGGUCGUAUUAUAGCUGUUGAUUGGUCAUUAUCGAAAGAUAAAUAUUUAGAGGCUGUGAGAGCGUUUCAGGCAAAGUUAAUUGGUGACCAAGGCAGUGAGCCAGACGCCUUGAAAGAAGAGUACAUUGAUGAGGAGGAAGUCGGGAGUGAGAAUGGUCAAGACUUUGGUAAAGAGGAAACAAGAAGUGAAAAUGAUGAUAACGUUGAAGAGGAUGGUGUCUCGGAAGAUGAUGGUUCCGAUGAUGAUGAAAAUGUGGGAGAAGUCACGGAAGAUGAUGGUUCCGAUGGUGAUGAAGUCACGGAGGAGGAUGAUGAAGUUACGACCCAGUCAGAGAGUGACGACAACUCUGAGGAUGAAGAAGUAGUCGGCACCGGGAAAAGAAACAUUCAUCCCCCCUCGGAGGGUACAGUCUUAUUUAUUCGUAAUCUUGCUUUUGAAGCUACAGAAGAGGAGCUUGGUGCCAUGUUAAUUUCUUCCGUUUGGACCAUUGCGGAACACGCCGAUGCAUGCUUGUCGGAAGCGAAAAAAGUACAUCAUCUCGCCGCCGAUUCAACUGAACUAUCGUCAAAAAGAGAGAACCGAAAGGAAUUGAUGUAUAAAUCAAUCCUUACGGCCGAUCCAUCGGACUCACAGGCACUUAAAUUCACAUUACAUGGCAGGGUUUUAUCCGUAAACUUGUUGGCAAAAAAUCCAAAUCUUUACAUAUCAAAAACUAGGUUGUCCAUACGAAAUAUGCCACUGACAGUAGAUGAAUCGAAAUUAAAAAGCUUGGGUAAAGAAUCUGUUAAGAAUUUCAAAGAGGAGGUCCGAAAGGGAGAAAGGGACGACCUAACGAAAAGUGAGAAAAUGUGGGGAUGGGAUAAACUGGUUUGCAUUAAACAGGCGAAAAUAGUCCGAUCCAAGGAUAAAAUUGAUUCUUCUAUACAAAAGCUUCGUUCAAAAGGAUACGGAUUUCUGGAGUAUACGGAGCAUGCACACGCGUUAGCAGCAUUGAGAUUUCUUAAUAACAACCCCAAGAUAUUUGGUGAGAAGAGAAGAUUAAUCGUAGAAUUUGCGAUUGAAAAUACGAUAAUAGUCAAAAAAAGAAUGGAAAGGAUACGAGGUGGCGUCAGUGGUAAAAGCAAUGGUCGUGAUGUCGGCAAUAAAAGCAUUGGUGACAGUAAAAAGCCGAGAGUUACAUUGCUCAAUAAUAAUGGAGGUUUGAAGAGAAAGGGAGAAAUAAUUAAUGAUGCUCAUUCCAUGAAAAAGAAGAAAGUUAAAGCUUUUCAUCGUAAAUCGCCAAGUGUGAAUAAACGGAACCAAUAA